CAGUCCAGUCCGCUCGUCCUCCACCCAAAUGGAGGCUGGUGUAUUUCCUCUAUUUAACCAAAGGAAGUGACAGAAUAAGCAGCAGAGGUGCUGUAUGUGAAGCUGUCUCAGUGAGCACCGGCCCUGUUGCACUUAUCUGAUGCUGCCGGUGAAACCACCAUAUUCAGUGCAUCAUACAAAAGAAGGACAUCAUGGCCUCCAGAGUCACUCUCUUCAUCUUCUGUUAUUUUCUCUUCCUAACAAAUGAGAUUGAUCCUACUGAUACUACUUCCCCCAAUAACAUAUCAACACAACCAACAGGACCACCAGAGACUAACAUCAAUGCAACAUCACCAACACCAUCAGCAGUUGCCCCUUCAGGAUCAACCAGCACUAUUAUAUCAUUGCAGUCUACCAACAGCAUUUCUAGCACCAAUAUAGCAACACAGUCUUUCCACUCUUCUACUACUCUAGCUGGUGGGAUGUCUAACCCCAAUGAGCAACAGAGCACAUCAAAUACAUUGACCACUUCCAAACCCAUCAGUAACACUACACUUGAAGGUUUGGCGUCUAACCGCGAUGAGCAACAGAACUCUGCACGAUCAACAUCUACCAGCGAUAUUACAUCAACGCAGUCUACCAACAGCAUUUCUAGCACCAAUAUAACAACACAGUCUGUCCAUACUACUGCUACUCUAGCUGGUGGGAUGUCUAACCCCAAUGAGCAACAGAGCACAUCAGAUACAUUGACCACUUCCAAACCCAUCAGUAACACUACACUUGAAGGUUUGGCGUCUAACCGCGAUGAGCAACAGAACUCUGCACGAUCAACAUCUACCAGCGAUAUUACAUCAACGCAGUCUACCAACAGCAUUUCUAGCACCAAUAUAACAACACAGUCUGUCCAUACUACUGCUACUCUAGCUGGUGGGACGUCUAACCCCAAUGAGCAACAGAGCACAUCAAAUACAUUGACCACUUCCAAACCCAUCAGCAACACUACACUUGAUGGUACCAAAUAUCUCUGGCUUUUGGUUUGUUUGGUGUUUGCAGCUGUGGCGGUGGCGGUGGUAAUUUACUUCAAGUGUUUUAAAGCAAAGCAUCAUCCAGUUGAGACCAUGAAUCAUGGAACAGAGAAUGCUUCAUUCCAAAGGACAGAGAGUAACAAAGAUGGGGUCAUGCUUUUGGGAGUCAGAUCAGGAGGGGAGGAGAAUGUUGCAGCAAAAUAAGCAGGCAAGCGAAGUGACACAAGCCAAAAAUAUCAGAAGAUUCAAAAGAUGAAGACCGCACACUUCAGUGAUCUUCCUUUGGAAUGAAAUGAAAUGAAGUGACAUGUUUUACAUGUAAUAUAUAUGUAGAAAGUGUAUUGGCAAACCCAAUAAAUAUGAACAAUGA
Messenger RNA from Ictalurus furcatus (blue catfish), 1374 nucleotides. RefSeq lists its product as uncharacterized. Lineage: Eukaryota; Metazoa; Chordata; Actinopteri; Siluriformes; Ictaluridae. The record is from RefSeq and is a predicted model, not a curated record. The transcript has 13 exons. Bases 192 to 1208 code for a protein of 338 amino acids.